CUUUCUUAUUUCUUGUAAGGUAGUAUUGGUUUGCGCAGGCAUCCAUUAUCUUUUUGUUCAUCUAGUGAAAACCCCUGUCUAAACCUCUCUCAAAUAUCCUAUCCUGUUGCUACAGCGACCUCUCAGUUCAAUUAUCCAACCGGCGACGCCGUCACACGGUCGCUCUACUUGCCCCCGAACGCGCGCAACCACCGUACAAUCCUCUUCACCGCCGUAACAAUUGCCGGCAGACGGACGGGAACUGACAAAUAAAAUGGCCGCGUCACUCUCUCACACUCUCCCCAUUCCUCGUCGCGGUCAUUCUUUCGUUUCACAUAUCAAUAAGCAGAUUGUUAGCAUAUAUCGCGUUGACCCCAACUUCAAUGGCCAAAGACGAGCAAGGGUGGUCUGCCAAGGCAUGUUGGCACCCAGAAAAUUUAUGCAGAGAAGGAAAAAGAUAGAAGUUUUUGAAGAUGCUGCUGAUGAAGAAGAUCAAAAGAGCUGGAGGAAGAUGAUGAAUGAAAUCGAUGAGGUGGGCUCUGCAGUUUCUGUGCUCAGAACACGAAGAACAAAAAACCAACCUCUUCCUAAAGAUCUAGUUUUAGGAACCUUAGUUAGAUUUAAACAGCAAAAGAAAUGGAAUAUUGUUGCUGAGAUUCUUGAGUGGCUUCGAACUCAGCAUUGGUGGAAUUUCAAUGAAAUGGAUGCUUUGAUGCUGAUUACUGCUUAUGGAAAAGAAGGGGAUUUCAACAAAGCAGAAAGGGUUUUUAGUUAUAUAAACAAGAAAGGUUAUCCACCAAGUGUUAUAUCUCAUACUGCUCUUAUGGAAGCUUAUGGAAAAGGAGGUCAAUGCAACAAAGCAGAAGCAAUAUUCAGAAGGAUGCAAUCUUCAGGACCUGAACCUUCUGCUGUAACAUAUCAAAUAAUUCUCAAGAUAUUUGUUGAGGCAGACAAGUUUGAAGAAGCUGAAGAAAUUUUUGAAAGCAUUUUGACAGAUGAGGUGUCAUCUUUGAAAGCAGAUCAACAGAUGUUUCACAUGAUGAUUUAUAUGUACAAAAAAGCAGGAAGCAAUGAUAAAGCUAGAAGGCUAUUUUCAAUGAUGAAUGAAAGAGGACUCCAGCAAACCUCAGUGACUUAUAAUAGCUUGAUGUCAUACGAAUCUAACUAUAAAGAGGUUGCCAAAGUCUAUGAUCAGAUGCAUAGAGCUGGGGUCCGCCCUGAUGUAGUCAGCUAUGCCCUACUCAUUAGUGCUUAUGGAAAAGCCAGAAGAGAAGAAGAAGCUUUAGCUGUUUUUGAAGAAAUGCUUGAUGCUGGUGUAAGGCCAACACAAAAAGCAUAUAACAUCUUGCUUGAUGCAUUUGCAAUAUCUGGAAUGGUGGAUCAGGCCAAGAUUGUGUUCAAGAGUAUGCGAAGAGACAGAUGUACACCGGAUCUUUGCUCAUACACAACUAUGUUGUCGACAUAUGUGAAUGCAUCUGAUAUGGAGGGAGCUGAGAGAUUUUUUAGAAGGAUAAAGGAAGAUGGACUUGAGCCUAAUGUUGUUACAUAUGGGACUUUGAUUAAAGGUUAUGCAAGGAUUAAUGAUCUUGAAACAAUGAUGAAGAAGUAUGAGGAGAUGCAGAUACAUGGUAUUAAGGGGAAUGAGACUGUUUUUACUACAAUUAUGGAUGCGUAUGGGAAGAAUAGAGAUUUUGGAGAUGCUGUGAUUUGGUUUAAAGAGAUGGAGUCUUGUGGGGUUGUUCCUGAUAAAAAAGCAAAGAAUAUUCUUUUGUCUUUGGCUAAUUCAGUUGAAGAGAAAGCAGAAGCUAAUGAAGAUGAAGAUGAUGAUGAAGAAGAUGAAAACAUAUCUCUUGUGGAUGAAAGGAGAGAGGUGUCUGUGGCUGUUGGUGGUAUAAAAUGA
This is a messenger RNA of Lactuca saligna, 1879 nucleotides long. Lineage: Eukaryota; Viridiplantae; Streptophyta; Magnoliopsida; Asterales; Asteraceae. The record is from the annotation of a GenBank genome assembly.